AUGAAACAGGAGUUGAUAGACGAAGCUCCUACCGGUACUAUGGGUAUUGCGCAGGAAUCAGGUUGGAUGACAACAGCUGUAUUUUAUAAAUGGUUGGUGCACUUUCAGUUGCAUGUAAAAGCGAGUCUUGAUGACAAAGUGCUUUUAAUAGUUGAUGGACAUAUCAGUCAUAAAGGCGCCAUACUCAACAAAGCUUAUGGCAAAGCAGCAACGGUUCAAACUGCCGUCAAUGGAUUUCAAAAAACUGGUCUCUGGCCUGUUGAUCCAUACAUAUUUCCAGAUUAUUUGUUUGAGCCUGCUGAGACGACAAACAUUCCCAUGCAACAAGAUCGGGUAGAGCCCGAAGAAGAUUCAACGGCAGCAGAAAACCUAUGUAUACCCUCAGCGAGUCCAUCUCAGGUAGAAGCAGGGAGUUCGACAUCACUAAUAAUUGCAAGCACAUCAGCCGCAGACAACCCACGUCCAAUCUCAGUAGUCCAAUCUAGAGACACAGCUACUGCAAUACCUACGACACCCACAUCAUCUAAAUUGAUACUCCAAGAAAUAUCUUCAGUGCCAAAAGGAAUUUAUGUGGCUGGACAAGGUAAAAGAAAACCACGCAAGAAACCAACAGUAUUUAUGUUAAUUUUUUUAUUUAUUGGUGUUAACUUCAACGCCAAAUAUAGAAGAGGCAAAAGCAAAAUCAGCUCCUCCACCUGUUCCAAAGAAAAACACGAGAAAGGUUACAAAAGCUCUGGAUUUUAG
Parnassius apollo (apollo) is the source of this 744-nucleotide messenger RNA. The record is from the annotation of a GenBank genome assembly. Lineage: Eukaryota; Metazoa; Arthropoda; Insecta; Lepidoptera; Papilionidae.